This is a messenger RNA of Bombyx mandarina (wild silkworm), 3619 nucleotides long. Its product is annotated as semaphorin-1A. NCBI's taxonomy places the organism in Eukaryota, Metazoa, Arthropoda, Insecta, Lepidoptera, Bombycidae. Gene Ontology annotation, molecular function: chemorepellent activity; semaphorin receptor binding. Gene Ontology annotation, cellular component: plasma membrane. The record is from RefSeq and is a predicted model, not a curated record. Gene Ontology annotation, biological process: neural crest cell migration; positive regulation of cell migration; semaphorin-plexin signaling pathway.
AUGGCCGUCGUUCGCGCGGUCCUAGUAUUGUUAGCGUCCACUGCACAGGCGUGGAUGCCCGACUCAAACGCACGAAUCCACGUGAAAUACGGCGAUGAAAAUUCAGAACAGUUCGUGGGUAAUGCAACGGCACCGGACCAUUUCCGAAUUUUAGACAGAGACGACUUCUCUAUUAUAGUUGGUGGCAGGAAUACUGUCUACAAUCUCAGUCUCUACGAUCUGUCAGAAAACGUUGAUCAGCGCUUAGAGUGGCAAUCGACAGAAGCACAUAAAGAGUUAUGUCAGCUAAAAGGAAAAUCUCCAGAUGAAUGUCAAAAUUAUCCCCGGAUUGCUGUGCGAGCGCACGGCCGCUUCCUCGUUUGUGGCACGAACGCUUUCAAACCACAAUGCAGGCGCUAUGGAAGACAUCCCCCUUACCGUCAUAUCGAUGAAUUUGAUGGGAGUGGCCGAUGUCCGUAUGAUCCUCAGCACAAUUCGACUUCUGUUUUUGUCGAUGGGCAACUCUAUACGGCCACGGCAGCGGAUUUCUCGGGCACUGAUCCACUAAUUUAUCGCGAGCCAGUAAGGACAGGACGGUCAGAUCUCUUGUUAUUAAAUGACCCGUCAUUUGUUGGAUCGGUUGCUUCCACCAGUCAUGCUUAUUUCUUCUACAGAGAAACCGCAGUGGAAUACAUGAAUUGUGGAAAGGCUGUUUAUUCAAGAGUUGCAAGAAUAUGUCUUAACGAUAAAGGAGGCCCGAAUCGAUAUAGCGAUCAAUGGAUGUCAUUUCUCAAAGCCCGUAUGAACUGUUCAAUGCCUGGAGACUAUCCUUUCUAUUUUGACGAAAUUCAAGCUACAACAGAACUUAUAAAUGGUAUAUAUGGCAGUGGUAACAGUCGAAAUGACAUAAUGUACGCAGUAUUCACAACACCGCAAAACGCAAUCGGCGGAUCAGCGGUAUGUGCAUUUGCAAUGAGAGAUAUUAUAGAUGCUUUUGAGGGACUCUUCAAAGGACAAGAAAAUUGGAACUCAAAUUGGCUACCCGUUAAAAAAGAGAAAAUACCUCAAACCAGGCCCGGUUCUUGCGUGGAGGAUAGUAGGACUCUUUCAGAUGAAGUCGUUAACUUCGUAAAGGCCCAUCCUUUGAUGGAUAAAGCGGUACCGUCGUUUUUAGCACGACCUAUACUGAUUAGAGUCAGUCUGCAAUACAGAUUUUCCGCUAUUGCCGUUCAUCCUCAAGUUCAAGCAAUGAAUGGAAACAAAUACGAUGUAUUGUACAUCGGCACUGACGAUGGUAGAGUAAUCAAAGCUGUUAAUGUUGCCUCUAACGAAGGCGUUUUUGACGCGAGCGUAGAUGAAUAUAGCAAAAAUCCUGUGAGGACCGCAGUCAUUUCUGAAGAACAGGUUCUGCCUCAAGGUGUACCUAUCAAACAGAUGCACGUUGCUCUGACCACUGAAAAAUUGAUAGUGGCUUCGGGUGAUAUUAUUAAAGCUGUAACAUUAUCCCACUGCGGGAACGUGCAAUCAUGCAGAGAAUGCGUUUCAUUACAAGAUCCACACUGCGCUUGGGACUCCAAGGAACAACAAUGUUCAUGGGUUGGGAACAGACAAUUUCCGAAUCCUGAGAGAUUCUUACAAAAUGUAGAACAUGGAAAGACUGAUAUUUGUAAUAAGCUCCCCGCUCUGUUACCGGGUGAACGACAUAGCAACAGAAAUCCUGGAACUAAAAAACCUUCCUCCUCCGAAUCCGAAGCACGACAAAAGACUGAUGACAUUCAAAAUGAAAUUUUUAUAGAAGAAGUUUUAGAAACAAACGUUAUAGCGGAAGAGAAAAAUUCACACAACAAUAAACACGAAACCGAUUUGCUGACAGUAGAAGCAGCCGAUGGGAAUAUUUAUAGUGCACAAGCGCUCUUCACAGCCGUAGUGGCGUCUUGUCUCGUUACCCUCAUGGUUGGGUUUGUCUUCGGAUAUCUAUUUUCGCGCCGAUUUCGACACCCAUUUUUUUCCGAUUCCCCACCUUUUAAUGAACAACACAAUCAUUUAAAUAGAUUAAGUCCAUUAGAAACUCCAUUAAACGCAAACUCUGCGUAUCUCCCACCUCGAUCAAAAAACGUCAAUAUGGUAGCGAACGUCUGCCCUCUGGCAAAACAAGACAACUUGCACCUGGAGCUCGGCAAAGAGCGGACUCUAGAUUUACGAAAUUCCACCGAAUCCCUGGAUAAAGAUCUCAAGUGCGGCACUUUACAAAAAGUGAAAAAAACAUACAUAUGAGAAUUAUUAAGAGAAACUGUAUAUGGGUCCAUUACUAAGUGACUUGAAUAAUCAAGUGUGUGCCAAGUCUUCCGAUGUAUUCGGUCAAGACCGGAAUGUAAAUGUGUGACUAUUGUUUACGGUGUAAAUAUCAUAUUUAAAAUUUUGUGUGCAACACGGGACUGUUAAAGAAUUCGUGACUACUCAAGCAAUGUACUCGAACCGUGAAGAUUGUGAUUAAAUUUUGUCUAUGACUAUAAUUCAUUUUAUAAGGGGGUACCUCGAGCAACAUUAAAUGGAAAACUGUACCAAAUUUUUUGAUCUUUUAUAUUUCUGUUGACAUGCUCAUACAACUACAAGUACCUACGUACUUACCUAGUCCUAAUUCUUGAGUUUUUUUUUAGAUAUUGGCAAAUUAAGAUUGAUUGAGAUUCAAUUAUAUUUUCUAUAAGAAUCUCGUUUCUCUCUGUUCGAAUUUCGUUUUCAUUUUUGAGGAUAUAUGAUUAAAACUAUACAAGACUACAUAGCGGUAAUUUUGUAAUAUUUUUUUAACGUCGAUUAUUUUAGGUACCCCGAUACAUUACAUUCUUAGUUUAUUAAAUAUAGCUUAGAUUCGAACAUUGGAUGACAUUGAAGAGAUAUUUGCAUUUCAGAAUUCAGUUAAUUUUUGUAGGUACCAAAAAUUACUCUACAAAUAUUACUCCGCCAUGUGUCCGGCAUAUCAAGCUAUAUUUAAUAAACCAUAGCAGCUGACAAUUAUUGUCAUUUAUAUGAUUAGUGCAUAUCGCUAAUGAAAAUUGGAAAUUUUGUAAAAAGAUACUUUACGUUAUUGUUGAUGCAUUCCAAGAAUUUUUUAUUCAAAUAAUGUUGCGGUGCAGCUAUUUUGUAAAUAUAAUUUAAUGUGUAUAUAACGACAUAGUUACAUACUGUUAUUAGAAUAAAUAGGGCUCAAAAUCCUAAUUUGACAAAGUCAAAUUCGAAGAUAUCUGUUCUGAUAUACUUACAAUUGAUGUAUAAACAAACUGUUAUUUAACAAUCUGCUGUAACAUGAACAGUACCUAAUCGACCACUCGAAUCACAAUUGUUAUUACAUAAUUUAUACGUAUGUUGAGUAGAAAGAUGUCAUGAUUAAACAAACAAAUAUAUAUUUUAAAACAUUGUUAAUUGAAAACUGCAGAAAAUAAUACCUUAGUUUAAACGGCUAUAAUGCUAGUAGGUAUCGAUGUUCUUAUGUAGAUAUCAGAAAAAAUUAAUUGAGAACAAAACUGGUCUAAUGGCCGAGCCCAGCAUGUUUUUUUAUAUUUUUUAUUGCUUAGGUGGGUGGACAAGCUCACAGGCCACCUGGUGUUAAGUGAUUACUGGAGCCCAUAAACAUAUACAACGUAAA